CGUCGUCAGCUGUUUACGAACUUAACCUCAAUAAAUAGAGCAUUUUAUUACGUGUCGUGCAGGUCGUGCAUAAUGUUUUAAUUAAAUAAUAAAAAGUUGAAUAAAAAGGCUUUGAAAAUGCCAGGAAAACAGUACGUCGACCUCGAUAUUAAUAAGCUUUUCGAGGAGCAUAGUAUAAAGGAAAUUGAGCAAAUACAACGGGCCAUUCAGUUAGAGAGUGAUAGAAAGAAAAUAGAAUUGAGAACGUUGGUCGGAGAACGUUAUCGUGAUUUAAUUCAAGCAGCAGACACCAUUGCAGAGAUGAGAGAAACUUCGAAAAACGUUAUUUCUCGAAUUGCCGAUAUCGAAGAGACUUUUCGCGAUUUGCAGCAGAAAUAUUUGAUUGGUUUUAAAAUUGAUAGUUCAGAUAAUUCCAGUGCCAGAGAUUCAGAUAAUAUUUCCGACUCUGUUGUCAUACAAAUAAAAAUAUUGAUGGACAUUCCUGAGCACAUUUGGUCGGCGAUCGACAACAGAGACAUGCUUUUUGCCUCCCAAUUGUUCAUACUCGCACAGCACGUUAAUUACAGUUUGACAUUCGAAAUUGGCCAAUCGGUUUUAGCAAAAAAUUAUCCUAUCGUCGCUAAGCAGUGGAGCAUCAUUAGUCAUUUCAGAAAUGUCAUCUUUGACCAGUGCAACGAAACUUUGAGGUCCUUGGAUUUGUCUGCUGAGGUUGCAGCAAACUGCUUGGCAGCGCUCGUUCUUCUGGAUGGGACAUCGUCCAAAGAGUUGCUUGAAAAGUUGAUUAGCUUGAGGAGCCAAGCUAUUGAAUCAAUAAUAAAAGACGAAAAUCCUCACAGUGUUCGUCACAGGAUUAAAUUAAGCGUUAAACUAUUGAGCGACACUGUCAUUCUCAUUCAUUCCUGUUUUAUUAAAAUGGCGAAUCUGGGCCAAGGUUUAGUCUCUGAGAACAUUAAAAAGUUGCGGGACGUAAAAGCCUCAGAAAUGUUGUACAACUUGGACUUGGACAACGAUUUGUUAGAGAAAUUUUUGCCAAACGUGACAAAAAAUCACAAGCCGUUUUCGAAAGAAGAAUUUAUAAACGUAGAUCGUAAAGAAAUGUCGAAAAUUUUAGAAUCCUGGUUUUCCUGGAUCGAAAAAUUGGGAAGAACCGAAAUUUCACGUUUGUUGAAUUUGGUUACGUCGAUUCGUGGCGUUUUUAAUAUACGAGAAGAAACUUUGGCUCUGGAGAGCCUGGAAAACUGGAACGAUAUAACCGAAGAAUUGGGACUGUCGAGAAAAAAUUUUUGGGCUGUUUAUUAUCAGCCGAUAUUGACGAAGCGAGUGAAGGAAAUAAUUUCAGAAAAAUGGCAGGAAUCCAUGAAUUUGUUGAAAUCAAAAUUGUGCCAAUAUUUGGACGAAGUCUCACGUUCCAAGUGCGAAUUUCCAGAAAACGAUUUGAGGUGGUGGGUUUGGAAAGAUUCGAGUAGCGACAUCCCCCAAAAACUGGGUAAAAACAUGGAAAACAAGAAAAAAUCACUGCUCAUGAAAUCUCGUGGUUUCUCACCGAACAUGGUCGAAGUCUGUGAAAAUUUCGAUCUGAGCUUAGAGCCGCUUUUAAAGGAUCUCGAGCAGUAUUUGUACGAGUCAGAAAAGCCGAGAAAAUCGAAGGAUAAUUUGUUCUCCAUCAAUCUUUCAUCAAACUUCGAUAAAUUUGGCGAUCGUUCGGAGAUUCAAGAAAAUUUGCAGAACACGAGCACGACGAUGAUCGACGAGCUGACGAAAUACUUCGAAAGCUCUUUCCUAACGAAAAAUCCGAAAUUCGGACGCUUCGAAAUCAACGUGAUCGUGGCGAGUAGAUUUUUCCAAGCGAUCGUCAAUCUCUGCCCGAACCUCAAGAAAUGUUUUACUCUCUCAAAAAUUCCGGGUCUCGUUACGAGCAAUCUUAAAUGGCAGAACAUUUGCGACCACGCGAGAGACGAAAGUUCUCGUUUUUGGUCGAUGUACGCACAUUUUUUCAACGAAUAUAUUUCCGAACACCGACUAAAUUUCCUCACACACUCCAGCGACGAUCGCAGCCACAUUUAUUCACUCGUUUCCGAAUGGGAACGCGUCGUCAUCGAGGAGGAAGCCGAAGAAGGAAAAUCCAUCAAAUCGGAAAUUCACGUCCCGUAUCAACCGUCGGUCAAUUUACAAAAGUUUUUAGCAGCAGUCUCCAGGGAUUUGACCAAAAUAGUUCCACAUACUUUGCCAAAAAAAGUCAUGAACGAAAUAAUCGACAAUGUGGCCAGCCAAUUAUUCGAUUACUACGACGAGGCAGCCCAGAAUCCAAAUUUGAGGCAAAAACAAGCGUUUCAAGUGCUGUUCGAUAUCAAAUACGUCACUCUGCUGAUGGUUCCCCGUGAAAAUAAAAAUUUAAUGGACAGAUCCAUCGAAGUUACGAAUAACGUGCUUGCCAAAAUCGAUCCUUUCGACUCCGACGUUUUCUACCCAUUCAUUCACAUCAAUGUGAAGAAAGGUGUUCAACGAUCGUUGCUGAUGUUCGGAAACUUGGUACCACACAUGGAGCAACUGCACUCGGUGUUGGGUUCGCGAAGCGAUUACGCAACGAGCAAUGGUUCAAGGUCGAUGGCAGAUCCACCGGGUGGUUUGGCGAUUUGCACGGGCGCUCCAUGGUUCCCGCCGUUGGCUGUGACUGCUCCGACGAGGAAUUUGCCACUGAUGCCAGUCUCGUUACCGGACAAAGUCCAGAUAGCAGUUUUCACGAGCGCAAGAAAACCCCAGUGAAGGAGGUGCCGAGGAACGACUUCAGUGGGGCAACGAUCAAGUCUGGAGCCGCUGCAUUCUUCGGUGCGAUGGGCUCAGACUGGUUCAGCACAAGUUAGCUUAUUUAGGCUCGAGGUAUUUCGUUUUUAUCUAUUGUUAUAAAUAUUGUAAAUAAAAAGAAACAGUUGUGUGA
Messenger RNA from Venturia canescens, 2935 nucleotides. RefSeq names its product conserved oligomeric Golgi complex subunit 1 (gene Cog1). Gene Ontology annotation, cellular component: COG complex; Golgi apparatus. Gene Ontology annotation, biological process: intra-Golgi vesicle-mediated transport. Lineage: Eukaryota; Metazoa; Arthropoda; Insecta; Hymenoptera; Ichneumonidae. Bases 118 to 2763 code for a protein of 881 amino acids. The record is from RefSeq and is a predicted model, not a curated record. The transcript has 9 exons.